GGGAAUAAUGGCACAACCAAAUUCCGAAGGGUCGGACGACAAGCCGACAUCUAAACUCGAACAAUGCACCAAAGGAACACUUUUAUUCUGUGGACAAUGGCAAUUCGAUAUGAUUGGCCGCAAGAACGUCCCCAAAGCAGUUGCAGCGAGAGGUGGCAAUGAAGAAGGUGAACAUAUCUUGGCACCUACACGCAUGCAUUUCGAUGGAAUACCUCAGGAUACCAAGUUUAAGGCUGUUUUUAGUGGUAAUGCUGCUGCUCAUGCUGUACUUGUAUCUGAAGGUGGAGUAGCUUAUGGUUUGGGACGCAACGAUAAUGGACAGUUGGGCUCGGAUGUGCUAGUAAGUCACCCGCAUCCGAUUGAAUUGGCCAUUCCGAGCAAGGGAAAGGUGGUGUAUGCGAGUUGUGGUCGUACACAUACGGUUGUGUUGCUGGACAAUGGAGAGGCAUAUUCAGCAGGAAUGAACCAUCUGGGUCAACUGGGCAUAGGUUCCGUUGUCAAGGGCAAAGACACACUGGUCAACGAAUACCCAAAGUUCCAGAAGGUGCUAAUAGAUGAGAAGAUAGUGUGCGUAUCAACAGGUGCUGAGUUUAGUGUGUUCGUGUCUGAAUCAGGUGGUUUAUACUGCUGUGGUAGUGCGCAGUAUGGCCAGACGGGUCUAGGACUAACAGGUGAGUCUAUAGCCAAAUCGAAUCGCAUCACUUUCGGUGUAUCGCCUAAGCCUAAGAAGGUCAAAGGGUUUGGUAGUGGUGAUGGGGAAAUCAAGCUAGUAGAGUGUGCAAGUGGAUUGAACCAUUCCAUUGCACUUACUGACGAUGGCAAGGUGUACAGUUGGGGCUGGGGUGGCUAUGGACGUUUAGGACACCGAGAACCUAAGGAUGAGUAUAGGCCGAGAUUAGUGGAGGAAUUGAUUGGCCCGCAAUAUGGGAUGGAUGGCAUUUCUUGUGGACAGCAAUGCAGUUUUGCGUUCAAGAAGGACAGAGGGAUGCUUUACAUGUGGGGACAACCUCGUGGCGUUAGGGAAGCCAACAUGUACCCCAAAUCUGUAUACGAUUUACAAGGAUGGCCAGUAAGGGCGAUGGGCCAAGGUAUGAGCUCGACUGUGAUAGCAACCGAAAGUUCAGUGAUCUCAUACGGAGGUGCACCUUGCUUUGGCGAGCUGGGUUAUGGCGAAGGCCAGAAGAGUUCUACACAGCCGAAGAAGAUAGUGGCGGUGGAGGGCCUGCACGUGUUUGCGCUGUGUGAGGGGGCUAGUUUAACCUUCCUGAUUGCCCGAGAAGAGAGUGAGGCGGAGAAGGAGAUCAUCCAGAGAUUGGAUGUGAGAGAUAUCCCUAUUAAUCCUGAGAGAGAGCCGACUUCGUUGGAUGCACCGGAGCCUGCGGCUGCAACCACUGGUACUAAACGCGGGAGAAAGCCUGCGGCCAAGCCAGCCAAGGGCAAGGUCACCAAGAAAGCUAAGAAAUGAAGGGGUGUGGCUGAAAGAUGGCACAAGGUGUUUGUGAAUGUUAUUGUAUAUAUAAGAGCGAGUAGCAAGAAAAUAGAUGUACAUUCUUUGGUGGGAUAUAGAUUAUAAUGUAUAGGGUCUGCUGUAACUGUUGAGAAAUGGAAAGAAGGUCGAUAGAACAGAAGUGGAUUAUAUUGACCAAAAGUUCAGGAUGUAGGAUCAUCGUCCAGGUGUGUAUUCAAGCUGCUAGGCAUGGAUUGUUUCAGCGGCUUUGGUAUAUCGUAAUAAAUUGUCACAUACAAUAAAAAAUGAGAUGUGGCAGAAAUAUG
Messenger RNA from Sphaeroforma arctica JP610, 1773 nucleotides. RefSeq lists its product as hypothetical. Bases 8 to 1465 code for a protein of 485 amino acids. The record is from RefSeq and is a predicted model, not a curated record. NCBI's taxonomy places the organism in Eukaryota, Ichthyosporea, Ichthyophonida. The transcript has 2 exons.